AUGGCAAACAAGCUCAUGCAUGUCAGUCGUCUGCCAGCUCCAUGGCUUCGUCCUCCUCCUCCUCCCUUUCUUCCUCCCCCUCCUCCUCCCUUUCUUCCUCCCCCUCCUCCUCAUCAGCUGCCAGGUCAAAGAGGAGUGCGCGCUGUGAGGGGCACAAAAUCGUGGCAGCACUCGUUGAGGGGGUGA
Molecule: messenger RNA, 186 nt
Organism: Auxenochlorella protothecoides
Lineage: Eukaryota; Viridiplantae; Chlorophyta; Trebouxiophyceae; Chlorellales; Chlorellaceae
Exons: 1
Coding region: 1-186 (61 amino acids)
Source: RefSeq, a predicted model, not a curated record